Eptesicus fuscus (big brown bat) is the source of this 1353-nucleotide messenger RNA. Its product is annotated as tripartite motif-containing protein 64-like. The record is from RefSeq and is a predicted model, not a curated record. The coding region runs from base 1 to 1353 and encodes 450 amino acids. The transcript has 6 exons. Gene Ontology annotation, molecular function: protein binding; zinc ion binding. Lineage: Eukaryota; Metazoa; Chordata; Mammalia; Chiroptera; Vespertilionidae.
AUGAAUCCAGACACCUUGCAAGUCUUGCAGAAGGAACUCACCUGCUCCAUCUGCAUGAACUACUUCCUAGAUCCGGUCACCUUAGACUGCGGGCACAGCUUUUGCCGUUCCUGCCUCUGGCUCUUCUGGGAGGGGUCCCCAUCUCCAAUGUGCUGUCCUAAUUGCAAACAAGUGUCUGAGAAGCCAAAUUUCAAAACCAACAUCCAACUCAGGAACAUGGCUUCCCUAGGCAGACAGGCCAGAGCUGACUCCAUCAACAGCUCUGAGGAGCAGAUCUGUGUGGCACAUGAUGCAGGAAAUUUGGUCUUUUGUGACGCUGAAAGGAACCUGCUCUGUUGGAACUGCUCUGAUUCCCUGGAGCACAUGUUUCACAACCAUCGCCCAACACAAUGGGCUGCUGUGGAAUACAGGGAGGAACUUCGCAAGAGAAUGGGCAUCUUAUGGAAUAUGGCUCAAGAAAUGCAAAACAAUGUGAAGAUAGAAGGCAGCAAAGCUGAGUCAUUGAAGGAGUAUGUGGCCCUUAGGAAGGUGAUGAUCAGAGCUGAAUAUCAGAAGAUUCAUAAGUUUCUAUAUGAGGAGGAGCGCCUCCAACUGGACACGACAGAGAGAGAAUCAAAGGAGAUCUACCAACAACUGGAGGAAAGCAAAAUCAGAAUGACCCGACAGACCGAAAACCUGAGAGAAGUGUUCAGAGAGCUGUUGGAAAUAUUCCAAAAGCCAGAUGUGGAAAUGCUCCAGGAUUUGGGAACUGUGAUGGAAAGGACCGAAUUGGUGCGGAAUCAAAAGCCUCAACCAGUGAAUUCGGACCUCACUUCCUGGUGCUGCAAUGGACUCCUGGACUUGCUGAACAAGUUCAGAGUGGAUAAUGUCCUGAGUCAUGGAACCAUCAGUAUGUGCAUGAACCUUUCUGAGGAUGUGAGGGGUAUGCUGUUUGGAAAUGGCCAGCCCAACACGUCCAGGGAGCCCCAGAGAGUGCGGAGCUUUGCGACAUGGGGAACGCAUACCUUCACCUUUGGUAGACAUUACUGGGAGGUGGAUGUGCCACGCAACUUGAGUUGGGUUCUCGGAGUCUGUAAAGAUAUCAUCAAAAGAGAUACCAAUUUCAUUAUUGAUUUUGAAGAAGCUUCUUUUCUAUUUUCAUUGAAGCUGAAUGGUCAUUAUUAUCUCUCCACUAACCGCCCACUCUUAGUUCAUCAUGUGAAAAUGCCUGUGGGUAAGAUUGGAGUGUACCUGGAUUAUGACAAAGGAAUUGUGAGCUUCCAUGAUGCUGGCAAUGGGUCCCUCUUAUGUAGUUUAGCUACUUCCUCCUUCUCUUCUCCUCUGAAGCCUUUCCUCUGCUUUGAAGCUUCAUGA